AUAUUUACACACCGUCCGGUUUAACGGAGCGCGUGCUCUCCGUGCCACGGUUCCUAUGACGUCACACUCCGUACUGCGGCGCCAGCAUCAUGACCGGAUGAAGGGCAGAGACUCUGCGCCAAACGGAGCGAUGUAUUAAAGUAAACACAAGUCCUGCGUUGUCGCUGCUGAUCAGUUCGGGGACGCGUUUGUGUGCAAAUGAGACUUUCUGCGUUUCAGCUCCAGGGACCGUAAAUCAGCCGCCGACGCGCGCGCGCACUCACACACUCACUACAUUAUACACAGUGCCAAGCAGCAUCUGAGGAAAGAACAAAUCCAGAAGCAUGGAUGUGAAGAACAUGAGAGAAUACAUGGGCUGGUUGUACUACCAGUAUCUCCUCAUCACAGGCAUCUACGUCCUUGAACCGUGGGAGAAGUCCAUCUUCAAUACGGUCCUCUUCACCAUGGUGGCAAUGGUGGUCUACACUUCCUAUGUCUUCGUGCCCAUCCACGUGCGCCUGGCACUGGAGUUUUUCUCAGGACUUUGCGGGGAGCAGCCAGAGAGCACCGUAGCUCUGAUUAACUAACAAAUCUAGGCACAAACCCGGAGACACAUGAGCUUUGUUUGUGUUUUUUUUUUUUUGUCUUGUUUUAGAGUCGGAUGAGUUUCUCAGGAAGAUUCAGGAGUGAUAAAAGAAGAAAAUGAAUCAUGUCCAAUCUGUCUUCUCCUCUCCCAUCUUGCCAUCACGGUGACACCAGGUGUGAUGGUACAGAAUUGGACCUGAAUGACUGCACGUAUUUUGCAUGACAGGACAGAUCCUUGACUUAUGAUCAUUUGCAUGCGGCUGCUUCGUCACCGGUUUUUACCCAUUAUUCGAUUCACAGAUAUGACAGUGAGAUGAAGCGUGCGUUACUCGCUCUCUCGAUAGUCACGUUUACACAAAAAAAAAAACGUCUCGAUCUUCUUCGAAUCCGUGUACGUAUUCACGUUUCCUACGCGAUCAGUCCGGUCCGAGUCCAAAGCGUUUUAACCGUUAUCUGAUAUUGUAAUAUCGAUUGUCUGAUUGAUUUUAAGGGGGGCACGGUGGCUUAGUAGUUAGCACGUUCGCCUCACACCUCCAGGGUCGGGGGUUCGAUUCCCGCCUCCGCCUUGUGUGUGGAGUUUGCAUGUUCUCCCCGUGCCUCGGGGGUUUCCUC
Messenger RNA from Tachysurus fulvidraco (yellow catfish), 1176 nucleotides. RefSeq names its product serine palmitoyltransferase, small subunit B (gene sptssb). Bases 324 to 566 code for a protein of 80 amino acids. The record is from RefSeq and is a predicted model, not a curated record. Lineage: Eukaryota; Metazoa; Chordata; Actinopteri; Siluriformes; Bagridae. Gene Ontology annotation, cellular component: serine palmitoyltransferase complex. Gene Ontology annotation, molecular function: serine C-palmitoyltransferase activity. Gene Ontology annotation, biological process: ceramide biosynthetic process; endoplasmic reticulum organization. The transcript has 2 exons.